GCGCCACUGUUUGUACAAGCGAAUGUUGUGGAGACGGCGAGGUGGUCGUGCCCAACACCCUCAACAUUCCCGUUGAACAUCCUUAGUCCUCAGUGGCCACUCCGACUGUCAUUGGCCCCGCUCGCUGUCGCGAACGACGAGGACAAAGCAAAAAGCACGCGCCCCCGCCGAACGGUCACGUGCGAAAUACGCGAGCGUAUUGUUUGCGCGUAUUGUGGUGGGUGUUGAACAAAACCGGCCUGCGCUGCAGACCGUGACGCUCUCCACCUGCGUCCUCCACCUCCUUCCUCUUAUUCUACACUUCAACUGUAUUUUUUAUUCCAAAGGUAGAGCUGAACUAGUCUUCUCAUGUCUUCACAAGUCCCGGUUCGACGAACGACCCGGGUGACCCGUACCACGGCGGUCCUCAAGGACAAGGAGAAUGCUGUUAGAUCUACUAGAUUACGCGUGAAACCCCCUUCAUCUUCACAUGUAGCCCCCGCCGAGGUGAAACCGACAGGAAUCGCUCGGGCCACGGGCACCACCGCUGCGACUCGCGCCAAGGCGACUGCCAUUCCUUCCUCUCGUAUCGACCUCGCGGCACAAGGCAAACGUAAACGAGAAGCCUUGGGCGAAGUUCCUCGCCCGCCAGUGAACAUCGCGAGGCCAAAGGACGUUGGUGCACUUAAGGGCAAGGAGAAGGCCAAAGAAAAGUUCGACGGUGUUGUGUUGCAUAAAACCACCACUACUACGACUACUACCACUACCCUCCGUAAACCCCUCCAACAUGUCGGCGGUGCUAUUCGUCCUACUCCGACUGUCAUCCGUCCACCCACCAAUGGUACUGCGACUCGUAGAACGACGCGUAGUACCCUACCCGCCCAUCGUCCUGUGCACUUAGAACAACUACGGGAAGAGCCAGAACCACAACAUCUGCCUAGCAACGAUGACAACGCGAUGAUCAUCGAUCAGCCUAUCAUUCCUGUGCCUGCACCCAAACGGUUUAUUGCUGCUCGCGCGGCCGCGGCCGCAGGUCAUCCUAUGUCCGUCCACCGCCCCAAUGGUACCGCCGCACAACGUCGGACUGCUCCACGGCAUGCACCCAAACCUGAGCUUGAUGAGGCAGAGGCCACUCGGGUGUUCAAAAAGCGGCGUACAUCUUCAGUUGAACCACCGGAUGAGGACGCGAGAGCGGAGGAGGAGGUUGAGAGAGCAGUAAGACUUGACGUGGAGGAAGCCGAUCCUGACGGCGACCAGUGGCAAGACCUUGAUGCGGAGGAUGCUGAUGAUCCUCUUAUGGUCAGCGAAUAUGUUGUUGAAAUCUUCGAGUACCUCAAAGGGAUCGAGCAAACAACCAUGCCAAAUCCUAACUAUAUGGAGAUGCAAAGAGACCUCGCAUGGAAGAUGCGGGGCAUCCUUACAGAUUGGCUCAUCCAAGUGCACUCACGUUUCCGCCUUCUUCCGGAGACGUUAUUCCUCUGCGUAAACAUCAUUGACCGCUUCCUUUCACAACGUGUCGUGUCACUGGCGAAACUUCAAUUGGUCGGUAUCACCUGCAUGUUCAUCGCGGCAAAAGUCGAGGAAAUUGUUUCGCCAAGUGCACAGAACUUCCUCUACUGCGCGGACUCAUCAUACACAGAGGCUGAGAUCCUACAGGCGGAGCGUUAUGUUCUAAAGACGCUUGACUGGAAUAUGAGCUAUCCCAACCCAAUCCAUUUCCUGCGACGAAUCAGCAAAGCAGACGAUUAUAACGUCCAAUCACGGACAAUUGCAAAAUAUCUUCUCGAAAUUCAAUGUCUCGAGUGGAGGUUGAUUGCUGCCCCGCCGUCGCUCAUGGCUGCUGCUGCGAUAUGGUUGGCGAGACUGAUCCUUGGGUUCGUUGACUGGACUCCGAACUUGGCGCAUUACGCGUCAUACCCUGAGAGUGCGCUGAUCCCGACAGCCAACCUGAUGUUGAAUUUUAUCCUGAAGCCCAUUCGGCAUCAGUCGUUCUUCAAGAAGUAUGCGGGGAAGAAAUUUCUAAAGUCAAGCGUCUUCGUAAGGGACUGGGCUUUGGAGCGAUGGGAAGAAGGCCAACAGGUCUCUCUACGUGACGAGCUUCCUAAGCUUAAAACCAUCAUCCGCCUGGCGCAUGAGAGAGGCGACCACGUUGUCGCAGCGAGCGAGGACUAUCCCCGAUAUGCAUGAGCAUUAGACGUUCCUCGUCUCAUUGCAUCUCUAUCAUCUAUGUUCUUCGGAUUCAGACGGAUUCAGUUCAUGGACCUCCCACACAAGUACAUUGCAAGUACAACAUCUACGCAUAUUCUUCGCAUCACUGUUUAUUGUUUUCUUCCUCCUUUUCCGUCUUUCUCUGUUUCUGUUCUCUGUUCCAUUCUUCCUUGUCUGUCAUCAAGCAUUUCCGAUGUGUUUUCUUAACCAACGCUCAAUCCUCAUCCCUAUUCUCCACCCUUCGUCUCAGCAUGCAUUGGCACAUACCAUCAUCUCGCUUUGUACGUCCAAGUUGGUAUGGCUUUGUUCACGCCUUCCUUGCCGUCGGCUCUGUUUUCCUGUUUUGCCCACGUCGAACUUCGCGGUUGGUCAAGGUUGCAUUUGUAUUCCCGUCCUCCAUCCCCAUCCCCCUUUCACGUUUUCACUUCUGGCAUACAGCUCUGAUGUUUUUACGUUGUUGCGUAUGCAGAUGCAUUCCCUUGUAACACCAUUCGUUCAUGCGGUUGAUGCUAUAGGAGUAAUAUUGUAGUAGCUUUUGUAGAUAUCCCCUAGCUUGAAUAUGAAUAUGAAACUAACUGGC
Messenger RNA from Somion occarium, 2767 nucleotides. The record is from the annotation of a GenBank genome assembly. NCBI's taxonomy places the organism in Eukaryota, Fungi, Basidiomycota, Agaricomycetes, Polyporales, Cerrenaceae.